Molecule: messenger RNA, 1902 nt
Organism: Spodoptera exigua (beet armyworm)
Lineage: Eukaryota; Metazoa; Arthropoda; Insecta; Lepidoptera; Noctuidae
Source: the annotation of a GenBank genome assembly
AUGGUUGAUGACGAUGAUGUGACAGUAUGCAGUGAUGAUUUUUUGAUGGACGAUGAUAACGAUUCAAGGGACAGUCAAACUAUAUUGAAAGAUUUUGAUGAAGAGAUCAUUGGUCAUCAGAUUUUUCUUAAUGAUGUUGAUGAAGUUGAGCCACUUCACAGAAUUUAUAAUAAUUCACAAACAACUUUCAAAGAAACUGCACACUCAAACACUGAAAAUGUUACAAAAACUAAUACAGUCGAUAUAAAAAUUACUGAAAAAGACAAGAACCUAAGUAAAAACUUAACAACUCAAGAUUUAAAUGAACCUAAAGAAUUAAACACAGAUGUUAUAAGCACUAAUUUUGAUCUUAACGCUAGAAUGGAACUCGGUGAAAAAUAUCACAAAGAUUCAAAAGUUGGAAACGUUAAUGAUAUUUCAAAAAAUGUCAAUGUAGAUACAGCUGCAACGUUUUACGAUUCGCAGAAAACCCAAAUCUACUCAGUUCAUGGGUACAGUCAAAAUUAUACGCAUUACAGUCAGAGUCAGAAUAAUGUUACGAUUCCCAAACAGUAUUUAUACCAAAACAGGAAUAACACUAACAGAAUGGAUGCCACUGAUGUUGAAACUCAAGAAAAUUCUGAAAUAGUCAAAGAAAAUGAUGGAAUUCAUGAAAAUUUUAAUAAUGACUGUGAAGUCUGGAAUUGUAACAAUGCCAUUACUGAAGAAAGGAUUACGAAAAUAGUUCCAAAUAAUAAUAUAGAAGACAAUGCAUUUAUAACUCAAGAAAAUAACGAUAUAUUCAUUACGAAUGACAAUAAUAAAUAUUCGGAAACAAAUAAAGAACUAGUUGAUCAUCAAAGUCAAUAUUCCCAAAAUAUUGACGAAUAUUUUAAUGAAAUGCAAAAUGUUCAUAGUGAUAAAAUAACAGAAAUAAUAAAUAUGGAUGUUGAUGAUAAUGAAGAAAAUAAUCCUAAAAAUACGAUCUCAAAUUCGAUUUCGGAGAACACGGCGAGAAAUGACGGAAAAGCAAAAUUUUAUAAAGUUAAUCUUCACCAUUUUAGAGACUUUAAGGAGGGCCUUUUGACAAAUGAAAGUGUAGACGUAAUUCCGGUAAAACAUGAUGAAAAUUUUGAAAAAUACUAUACAAAUCCUUCUCAAAAUAAAGAUUUGUCUGAAAGCACUGCCAAAAAUGUCCAUCAAAAUACAGAUUUUACAGACAAUAUUAAUACAAAUAGCACUGAAGAAUUUCCCUCAAAUAGAACAAAUCUUCUUCGAAACAAGGACUUAACAGAAGAAUACAGAAUAACGGAAGAAGAUUACGAUUCAGAAGAGAUAAUUUCGUUUAAAGUUCUAGAAGAGUUUAAUAAAGUCAAGCUGUUCGUAAGGCGACCGAAUAGAAGAAUGUCGUGUGAUAGCUAUUCUUCUGAUUCGGGGUACAAAAGCGAUUCACAAAGAAGUAACCGGAGUGCAUUACAGCUAUCAGGAACUUGGCUAAAUCAGUCCGGUAGUUGUUUGUUCCAUUAUCUACUGCAGUGCCCUCUAGUGGCGUCUACCAGAGAUAUAACAAGCGAAAUUGCACAGGUAUUAGGUGAAUUGAUUGACAAAUUGCAUGAUGAUGAGAAAUAUCCAUCGUUUUUAGAAGAAUUGUUGGAAACUAUAGAUGGAGAAUUGGGACAAGUCUUCGAGGGGGCAAAUAGUGAAGAAAAUGAGGCUCGCGCGGAACGCUACGCGCCGUACGCUCGGGUCUGGUUCUGGUCGGGCGGCGAGUUGCCCUUACUCGCCGUCCGCAGACCCGCGCUUACGAUGGCCGGAGAUCGUCCCUUGAUCCCCGACGCCCCUAGUGUCGCCUGUUGCGGCGGCUGGGGCGUGAGGAGGAGGAUUGCUCCCCCACGCGGGCCACCUCCCUCAUUGCGAGCAUAA